Molecule: messenger RNA, 1944 nt
Organism: Rana temporaria (common frog)
Lineage: Eukaryota; Metazoa; Chordata; Amphibia; Anura; Ranidae
Gene: MKS1
Product: MKS transition zone complex subunit 1
Exons: 18
Coding region: 142-1824 (560 amino acids)
Biological process (GO): cilium assembly
Cellular component (GO): MKS complex
Source: RefSeq, a predicted model, not a curated record
AGUCAGUCUUCCUGACGUUCCGCUCUCUCCCUGGACAGCCUCACACAAUCUAAUUCCCGCGCUCUACUCUCAGCUUGUGCACGCCUUCUCGUGAGCGCGCACGUUCUGGUUACCGGGGAGACCGAGACGCGCGGCCUUGUAAUGGCGGAGGAGUGGAAUCAGGACACCGGGGAGGUGGUGUACAGGUCCCGGGAUCCGGUGAAGAACCUGAACAUCAGGGUGCUGCUGCAGAGGGUGACUCCGGUCAGUGCCCUGGUCCAGCGGGUACAAGAGGAGGAAGAGGGGGGCAGAGGAGACAUCGCACUGCGGACACUGAGCUCCAACAUCGGCACAGGUGGACAUCUACAUGGUGACAAGGAAGAAAUUGUGAUUUCCUGGCAAGAGAAGCUUUUUAGUGAGUUCGAGUAUGAGCUGUAUAAAAAUGAGGCGGCUUGCCGGACUCCUCUGGAUCGUCAGUAUCACCAAGACAUACUGGCUAUGGAACGCAGUGGUGGACGAAAAAACGGACGUAUCUUUACCUAUACAGACUAUGAUCGAUAUACCAACCUAGAAGAGCACGCUCAGUCAGUAACCACCUCUGAAAAAGAGACCCCCACAUUCUUAGCAGAACGAAUGGCAAACGUCCGGCGACGUCGACAAGACAAAAGACAAUUGGAUGGAGCUGGGAUACGUAAUCGGCUUGUUAUUGUGGAUCCCUCAGAAGAGUUUAUCAAAACUAACCACAUAUUAAAUACGCCAGUACAGACGAUGUACAUCAUGGCAGAUCUCGGUCCCAGGGGAAAACUGGGAUUCAAGGAAAAUGAACAUGUCCUUUGUACAAUACGUGUAGAUGGUAAUGGAGUCAUCACACUGAAGCCUGAUGUCACUGGAACAAAAGGGCCCUACAGGUUGGAAAUUGAGAAUCAGAAGCGCGAGCUAUGGAGAUAUUCUCUGCAUCAUGUUUCGGAGUCUAUCCAGAGGGAGGAACAAGAGCGGGAAGAAGCAGUAUACAAAGAUUUGUAUGGCAGGCAUAAAGAAUAUCUGAACAGUCUUGUGGGCUCUGAUUUUGAAAUGCCGCCAGCUGGUACUCUGAGAGUUUUUAUAAAUGGGGAGAUUGUGUCUGCUCAGGAGUAUGAAUGUGACAAUCUUUAUAUACAUUUCUUCUUAGAGCUGCCUAAACAUUGGUCCAGUCCUGCCUUCCAGGAUCUCUCAGGAGUUACUCAAAGCUGUACAUCUAAAACCUUGGGAUGGGACAAUGUAGCUUAUUUCUGCUAUCCAUUCAGCUUUGAGAUUUUCCUGUCUGAGGAGGUAGAGGCUGAAGAGGUGCCGCAGUGGCCAGUUCUUUACUUUGAAGUCCUCUCUCUGGACUUUUGGCAAAGGUAUCGAGUUGAAGGCUAUGGAUCUGUUGUCCUGCCACAUACUCCAGGAAUGCAUGAGAUUGCUGCACAAACAUGGCGGCCUGUAGAGCUUGGGAUAGUGUCAGAGCUCAGAAGGUUUUUUAUCGGAGGAUCCCCAGAAUUGGAAGAUAUAGCUUAUGUUAGAACACCCGGAACUUUCCAGGGAGAGCGGCUGAGUCGCUUUGGAUUUAGAACAGAGACAACUGGCAAAGUGACAUUUCGAAUUCACUCUAUACACCAGUCAAGGGCCUUCCUUGACAGCAGUUCUCUGAGGAAAAGAAUGCAAAGUGUGUUGGAUCGCCUGGGAGGCUCCAGUCAGCAAAGCUCUAUUCUCAAUGUCCUUGAUGCUUUCCAGAGAGCGCGACGACGAAUGCAGCUGGCUAGAGAGAGCCUUCCGAAGGCCAUUUUGACCACUUCAAAAACAUCUCUUGAGCAGUCAACAGCUUAAAACCACUGUAGCAGUAAUUUUAGCCUACAGACAGACUUUAAAAUUGUGUACAUAUUAUAAAUAUUACAAUUAUUGUUCCUUACAUUUUGCCCAAAAUUUAUAUAAAGAGUUUUUUAUGUA